CCCCCCAAAAUAGUCCUCUGUACUCUCUCUGUACCUCAUUUCGAUUUGUACAUACCUAUUUCACGACCCUCACGAUAACCCGGUUCACUUUAAUUUUUAACGGCUGCCAUCCAGCAUUGCAUUUACCACCCACGCUUCCUUGACACAUCAAACAUCCGAUCUCCGUGCGCGCGCCAAUUCCCUCCUCUGGUGUCGGGCAAUCAAAUCCAGUGUGACGGCUUGUAAACAUACUACUUACUAUAUUGACUGGAUUUCAUCGAUUUGUGCAACCAGGAACAAAAUCAGCUUCUCUGGUUACAUUCAACUGCUUGUUGUUUGGACGCUCUUCUCUUCACCUCGGGUCAUCCAUCGAAAUUCGGUUUGCGUGUGAGAGCGAGAAGAAAAUAAGGGUCAAGGGCGAAGGUUGAUUUUUUGAUUGUUUAAUUCCAGCGGAGUGAAUCAAACUUUGAAGAGAGGUUGGGGUGCCUUUAUUGUCAUUCCGACCUUUUUAUCUUAUUUCACCGCAACGACGCUCGUUUUCCUACUCCCAAGCUCGAAUGGAGUCCAAUUUGCAAAGAAUCCGGGCGGAAGCUGGAGCUCAGUUAGAGGGACAAGCUACCCAGCAUGAUUCUAUGGUCACAGUGCGGCUAUCCGAACCGCCAAUUCUGACACUCGAUACGAAAAGACAUUCCGAUAAGAUCAUUACAAAUGAGGAACUGGACACGAGCGAAGCGAUAAAUACUCCUACCGACAGAAGGCAGACGAUAAUGAGUAUAAUGGAUGUAACAAGGAAGGAAACGGGAUCGGAAACUCGCACACAAGAAGACUCACCGAGAAUUACCAUGGUAGACCCUAAUGGGAAUGAGGUGCCCACACCUACAGGUUCGGAAUCUGCAGAAUCGGAACGAAAUGGCUCGAGGAGGGGGAGUGAUAGCUCCGACACUUCGGUGGAAGAGGUCAAUUGGGAAGAAUUAGAGAAGACUGAGGAACAACAACCGAGGAAUCAGGAUUCCGACGAUGUGAGGCUAUGAAAGACGCGUAAACUCUUCCAUUACUGACGUGUUGUAGGGCACUGCUUUACUGCUAGCCAGGCUUGAGCAAGAAAAUAAUGCCAUCGCCUCGAAUCCGAAGUCCGGCAUUGCAAAAGUUCAGAAGGUUGAGAAACAACGAGCUCGGGCUCAAUCCAGACCACCAUCCAUACAACAUCUCAAGAAAUUAGUCAAUGGCCCUACACCUUCAGCCCUUCGAUAUUCCGUCACCCCUCCACCUCCUAUGACCGACCUUGAAUUCUACGCUGCACUUGUACAAGAUUACCCAAGGACUGCUCAAUAUUUGCCAACGUUAUUGUCGAAGAAGAUCAGGAGUGGUAUACCUCCGCCAUUGCGAGGCGUAGUUUGGCAGAGUAUGUCUGGAGCUCGCGAUAGACUAUUGGAGGAACAGUUUGAUAGACUUUGCGGCGAGUCAAGUCCAUAUGAGGGAAUUAUUGGAAAGGAUUUAGGGCGAAGCUUCCCUGGAGUAGAAAUGUUUCGUGAUCCGGAGGGUGAUGGACAGCGUAUGUUGGGGAGAGUUCUGAAAUGCUUCAGUUUAUACGAUCAUAAGAUUGGAUACUGCCAAGGCUUGGGCUUUCUUGUCGGUCCUUUGUUGAUGCACAUGGGUGAUAAACAAGCCUUUUGUGUACUAGUACGGUAUGUUACCAGUUAUGCACACAUCUCAACGUCUACUAAUGAUAUGCAGACUCAUGGAACAUUAUGACCUUCGAAAUUGCUUCUUGCCUGAUCUUGCAGGUCUACACGUUCGAAUACACCAAUUUCGAGAAUUGUUAAAAUUACAUCUACCAGCCCUAUCAGCGCAUUUAGAUUUGUUGGGGGUCGAACCUGCAUACGUUUCCCAGUGGUUUCUAUCAUUCUUUGCUACUACUUGCCCAUUGCCGAUGCUUUUUCGAAUCUACGAUGUCAUAUUUGCCGAAGGUGCUUCAGAGACCAUCAUGCGAGUUGCACUUUCAUUGAUGAGAAAGAAUGAAACCAAGAUCUUGUCUUGUACAGAAUUUGAGGACGUGAUGCAAUUACUUCUGUCCAGGGGUUUAUGGGAUGUUUAUCAUUACAAUGCUGAUGAAUUCGUAAAUGAUUUCGUUAGUCUCACGGGGAUUGUGACACACGAAAGCCUUCAAAACUUAGAAGCGAGCUAUAGGGAGUCUCAAAUUGUUGAUACUGCUAUUCCAUCUGAUGUAGGUUCAGCAGCUUCACGAUUCCUUGGACGAUUAUGGGCUGGCUCAAAUUCGUCCACGAGAUCGGCGAAUCUCACCCCCAGUCCAGGACUUAGCGCUCCAUCACGUCCCGUCAGCUUCUUGAGAAGAUCACCGUCGAAGCAAAGUUUAGCUUCUACGUUAUAUUCGAUGGAAGGUGGCAGCGGAUCAGAGAGUAUGCUUAGCACUUCAACGGACGCGACGAGCGUUUCUCGAGAAUCGGCCAAUCCCGAUAAUGCUUCAAUGCGAGUUCAAUCUUUUGCCAGUGUCAGUGCUUCAAAAACUCCAGUUAACAAGGAUAGAAAUUUGCAUAGUCAAAUUGAAGAUCUCUUGAUGGCCCUCAGUGAGAUGCAACGAGAUCAUGCUAUACUUGCUACAGAAUUGCAAAGGGAGAGGGAGGAACGCGAAGAAGACAGGAAUGCUGUGCAACCACUGCUUCGUGCGUUGAGGAAGAGAGCGGCAGCGGGAACUGUGGAAGGCUCAGAAAGUGAUUUUAGUGAUGAGACAGUCAAAAUGGGCGUAAUUGCAGAAGAAGUAAAUCCAAGUGAGGUCACCGAGGCUGGAAAUGCUACGGCAUCCGAGGUCGCUGACGGGUCGGAAAUGGAAGGAGUACCUACUUCAUCUACCAAUACCGAGGAUCUUUCUUGUCUACUUGAUAUUGUAGAAGAUCGUUUUCAGAAUCCUAUCGAAAAUCGGGGAGCUUCUAUGUUAUUGACGAGAUCUCAACUUCGAGAUGAACUCAGUCGAUCAAAAGAACAGCUCGUCAUCGAAACAUCAAAGUCCCAGGAGUUUAUCAGGCGUAUUGCUGAACAAGACCAAGAAAUCAGUAAUUUACGAGAUCAAAUCAGAGAAACCCAAGCCCAUGUUCGAAAUUCACAUCAAGAUAGACAAAGAUUGGAGAAACAGGUUUAUGAUUUGAGGAAUUCCAGGAAGAGUGCACAGUCACCUUUGGGGGAUCAUGAUAUUGAAUGGGGCGUUAAGAGUUCGGCCACAGGAGGACUUAGAGAACUUAAACUUGUUCGGUCAAACUCCCAACGUUCGGUGGCUACAACUUACAAUAAACGAAGUUCAAGCCUCAUAUCUCAUCCACCAAAUUUCAAAGAAAACGAAAAUCCACGCGCCUCUACAUUCUUUGAACAGCAGCGUUCUUCCAAGCACGAUGUAGAUUCUGAUUCAUUGGUUCUUGAACUUGUACAAGCAAAGACAGCCGAAGCAGUUGCUAAACAAGAAGCAGAGGAGGCUAAACUUAAAUUGGAGAGCUUGAAGAAAAUGUUGGCUGGGUUACAGAAUUCUGAGGUUCCACCAACAGUGUUUGGGCAUAAAUCGAAUCUUAGUCUUGACAAGUCGGCGACAUCGAAGACUUGGAGGAAUACAAUGAUGAAGGCAGAGACACCAAUUGCACCUACCAGUGCACCUGCGGCAGCGGCAGCAACAAGCGGAGGUGGAUUUUGGGGUUGGGGAAAGAAAUCAGCUGCUAGUGCUGAGGGUAAAUAGAUGUAGAGUUUUGGACCGGUUUUGAGAUGUUGGGAUAUGAUAUGUGUGAACUUUGGGAUUGGAAGAAUUGAUGAGAAUGAGUUGAACAAUGCAUGCAGGAGGUCGUUUUGCUAUACGUUUGCUUGUAUUUUGUUUGCCUUUUUUUUUCCCCACGCGAUUUUUUUGACUUUCUAAGCAAAAUACCCAACAAGGCUUGUUGUGCCUUACGUAGAUUAUUACUCUUUUACUCUUGCUCGUUUGAGGAUGUAGUUUUAUUAUUUAUUGGAUUGGAUG
Sclerotinia trifoliorum is the source of this 3988-nucleotide messenger RNA. Lineage: Eukaryota; Fungi; Ascomycota; Leotiomycetes; Helotiales; Sclerotiniaceae. The record is from the annotation of a GenBank genome assembly.